Molecule: messenger RNA, 1157 nt
Organism: Physella acuta
Lineage: Eukaryota; Metazoa; Mollusca; Gastropoda; Physidae
Product: high affinity copper uptake protein 1-like
Biological process (GO): copper ion transmembrane transport
Cellular component (GO): membrane
Molecular function (GO): copper ion transmembrane transporter activity
Source: RefSeq, a predicted model, not a curated record
UUUGGAUUGAAACGGACAAAAAUGGAUAUGAAUAUGAUGGAUAUGCCUGGGAUGAAUAUGGGGUCUGGGGCGGCGACAACAGCGAGCACGGAUAACAUGGAUAAUAUGGCUGGGAUGGAUAUGGGAUAUAUGAAUGACAUGAUGAAGUCGUACUACCAUCUCGGCUAUCAGGAGUACGUCCUGUUUUUCCAGACCAGAACUUUGUCAGUAGGAGCGAUGAUCGGCGCGUGCUUUAUUGUUUGGGCCAUCGCCAUUUUUUACGAGGGGAUCAAGUUUGUGCGCGAGCUGCUCUACCAAAACAGGGACAAAAACUUUGCCAGCAGAAAGGGCAUCAUCAACCAAAGUUUCGAUGAUCCUUCCAAGUCCAACGAUGAAAAGUCAGGCUCGUCAAAAAGCUCCUUGUCUUCUAGACGCCGAUUCUGUGACUGGGGUCACUUCCUGCAGACGUUCCUCCACAUCAUCCAGAUCUUCGUCUCCUACUGCCUCAUGCUCAUCGUCAUGACCUUCAACGUCUGGCUCUGUCUGGCCGUGUUUCUGGGAGCAGGGACCGGGUACUUCAUCUUCGGCUGGAAGCGGAGGGACAGUGAAUCCAACGAGCAUUGCUGUUGACGUUCAAAGAACGGAAGUUGAUCCUUUAAAGUUAAAGUAUCUCAGUUUGAAUAUUUGUUUAUGAAUUAAUGUUGAAAAAAACGUUUUGGUUUAUGUUAUUUAAAAGAAUGAUGGGGUAACGUGUGGUAAAUAAAUAAAACUUAAAAUUGAUGGGAAAUGAAUGUUAAGCUUUAACACUGAUUCAUUCUGUUGUACAAUUUUAAAAUUAAAAAUAAUUACUGACGAAAAAGUCAUAAAGCGGAUGUUAGAAGAAUUUGCCUACAUUUUUGUGUAGAUUAUACAUAAAGGAAAAAUAAAUCUAUAUUAGAAGUUACGAUUUAUAAUUUUGUUAUCUUUGUUUAUGCUAUUAUAAAAUCCGUUUUCCUUUAAUUACCCAUUUUAAGUCGUAUUUUUGUUUUGUAAAUAAACACUAAUACUCUAGAAGGGCAGAUAACCGUUUACCGUCUGCUGUCUUCAACACACCUCACAAUAAUUCUGCCUAUAACAAUGUCAGCAAUGUGUACAGAUUUCAGUGAAAGUUUUUUUUAAAAAUAUUUUCGAGAUUUUUU